GAUAGUCACAGGGCUCCUGCUCCCUCCAGCCAUGACUCCAGGAGUACUUCUCUUAACAGCCUUGGCCUUAUGUCACGGGUUCAACCUGGACACCGAAAACCCCGUGAUCUUUCAAGAGAAUGUGAGGAGCUUCGGGCAGAGCGUGGUCCAGAUUGAGGGGUCCCGGGUGGUGGUGGGAGCCCCCCAGGAGAUAAAGACGGCCAAUCAGACGGGAGGCCUCUACCAGUGUGACUACAGCACGUCGGCCUGUGAGCCCCUCCAGCUGCAGGUGCCCCCGGAGGCCGUGAACAUGUCCCUGGGUCUGUCUCUGGCAUUUGCCACCAACCCUUUCCGGCUGCUGGCCUGCGGCCCCACCCUACACCAAACGUGCAAGGAGAACACCUAUGUGAACGGCUUCUGCUUCCUGUUUGGAUCCAACCUGCGGCAGCCGCCCCAGAGGUUCCCAAAGGCCCUCAGAGAGUGCCCUCAGCAGGAGAGCGACAUCGCCUUCUUGAUUGAUGGCUCUGGCAGCAUAAACCCAAACGACUUUCUGCGGAUGAAGGAUUUCAUCUCAACUGUGAUGAAUCAGUUCACAAAGUCCAAAACCUUGUUCUCUUUGAUGCAGUACUCUGACGAGUUCCGGACGCAUUUCACCUUCCAAGAUUUCGCGGCCAACCCUGACCCAAGGCUACUGGUGGGGCCAAUCACACAGCUGAAGGGGCGGACACACACAGCCACAGGAAUCCGCAAAGUAGUAAGAGAACUGUUUAACAGCAACAGCGGAGCCCGGAAGAAUGCCCUUAAGAUCCUAGUUGUCAUCACAGACGGAAAAAAGUAUGACGAUCCCUUGGAGUACCGGGAUGUCAUCCCCGAGGCAGACAGAGAGGGCGUCAUUCGCUACGUCAUUGGGGUGGGCGAUGCCUUCACUAGCAGGGAUUCCCGGGAAGAGCUGGAAACCAUUGCGUCCAAGCCGCCUCGCGACCACGUGUUCCAGGUGACCAACUUCGAAGCUCUGAAGACCAUUCAGAACCAGCUUCAGGAAAAGAUCUUUGCGAUUGAAGGUACUCAGUCAGGAAGUAGCAGCACCUUCGAGUAUGAGAUGUCUCAGGAAGGCUUCAGUGCUUCCAUAACCUCCAAUGGUCCCUUGCUGGGUGCUGUGGGGAGCUUUGACUGGGCUGGUGGAGCCUUCCUGCAUAUGUCAGAGGAUAAAGUCACCUUCAUCAACACAACCAGGGUAGAUGCAGACAUGAACAAUGCUUACUUGGGUUAUGCUUCCGAAGUCAUCUCGCGGGGCCGGGUGCAAACCCUGGCCUUGGGGGCUCCUCGAUACCAGCACACUGGCCUGGUGGCAAUGUUCAGACAGAGCGCUGGGGCCUGGGAGGCCAACGCGAUUAUCGAGGGCAGCCAGAUUGGCUCCUACUUCGGGGCCUCCCUCUGCUCCGUGGACGUGGACAGAGAUGGCAGCUCCGACCUGGUCCUCAUCGGGGCUCCCCAUUACUACGAGCCGACCCGGGGGGGCCAGGUGUCCGUGUGCCCCUUGCCCCGGGGGAGGGCCAGGUGGCAGUGCCGGGCCAUUCUCCGUGGGGAGCAGGGCCACCCCUGGGGCCGCUUUGGGGCAGCCCUGACCGCCAUGGGGGACGUGAAUGGGGACAAGCUGACGGACGUGGCCAUCGGGGCCCCGGGGGAGGAGGAGAACCGGGGUGCUGUGUACCUGUUCCACGGAACCUCGGAGCCGGGCAUCAGCCCCUCCCAUAGCCAGCGGAUUGCAGGCUCCCAGCUCUCCCCCAGGCUCCAGUAUUUCGGUCAGUCACUGAGUGGGGGCCAGGACCUCACGAUGGAUGGCCUGAUGGACCUGGCCGUAGGGGCGCAGGGGCACGCGCUGCUGCUCAGGUCCCAGCCUGUGCUGAGGGUUGAGGCCACCAUGACCUUCACGCCCACGGAAUUGGCGAGGAGUGUGUUUGAGUGUCGGGAAAAUACGGUGAAAGGCCAACCUGCUGGGGAGGUCAGAGUCUGCCUCCGUGUGCAGAAGAGCACAGCGGACCGGCUGAGACCAGGAGAGGUCCGGAGCACUGUCACCUAUGACCUGGCUCUAGACUCCACGCGCUCAAGUCCCCGCGCCGUUUUUGACGAGACGAAGAACAGCACACGCAGACAGACACGGGUCUUGGGGCUGAGUAAGACGUGUGAGACACUGAGGCUACACUUACCGGACUGUGUAGAGGACUCAGUGACCCCCAUUGUCCUGCGCCUCAACUUCUCUCUGGAGGGGCAGCCCCUGUCCGCCUUCGGGAACCUGCGACCCGUGCUGGCUGUGGAUGCCCAGACUCUCUUCACAGCCGCGUUUCCCUUUGAGAGGAAUUGCGGCAAUGACAGCGUCUGCCAGGAUGACCUCAGCAUCAGCUUCAGUUUCACCAACCUGCACACCCUGGUGGUGGGCGGUCUCCGGAACUUCAACGUGACGCUGACCGUGAGGAACCAGGGCGAGGACUCCUACGGGACCCGGGUCGCCUUCUUCUACCCGCCUGGCUUGUCCUAUCGGACGGUGUCAGGGGUGCAGUCCCCGCAGUCAUGGCGAUCCUGGCGCGUGUCCUGUGAUCCCGGCCCCUCCACCCAAACCAGGACCUUGCAGAGUGGCAGCUGCACCAUAAACCACCCCAUCUUCCCAAGCAACUCAGAGGUCACCUUUAACAUCACGUUGGACGUGGACCCUGAUGCUUCCCUUGGAGAGAGACUGCUCCUCAAGGCCAAUGUGACCAGUGAGAACAACUUGCCGAGAACCAACCAAACGGAGUUCCAGCUGGCGCUGCCCGUGAAGUACACGGUCUACAUGGUGGUCGCCAGCCGUGAGGUCUCCACCAAAUAUCUCAACUUCACAGCUUCAAAGAAGACCAGCCAUGUUAUAAACCAUCAGUAUCAGUUCAGCAACCUGGGGCAGAGGAGCCCCCCCAUCAGUGUGGUCCUCUGGAUCCCCAUCCGGCUGAACCAGGUGACCGUGUGGGGCGACCCAGACGUCGUCUUCUCCCCGAACCUGAACAGGACAUGCCGCCAGGAGGAGAGGGUGCCCCCUCGCUCCAGCUUCCUGGCUGAGCUGAGCAAGGCUCCGGUGCUGAGCUGCUCUGUCGCCGUGUGCCUGAGAAUCCAGUGCGACAUUGCUUCCUUCGGCAGCCAGGAGGAGUUCGGCGUCACCCUCACCAGCAACCUCUCCUUUGACUGGUACAUCAAGACUCCGCACAACCACCUGCAGGUGGUGAGCACAGCGGAGAUCCUGUUUGAUGCCCGGAGGUUUGCCCUGCCCUCAGGACAGGAGGCGUUGGUGAGGGCCCAGACAGAGACCAAGGUGGAGCCAUAUGAGGUGUACGACCCGGUCCCGCUCAUCGUGGGCAGCUCCGUGGGGGGGCUGGUCCUCCUCGCCCUCAUCACAGCCGCUCUGUACAAGCUCGGCUUCUUCAAGCGGCGGUACAAGGACAUGAUGAGUGACGCCGCUCCUGAAGCUGCCCCACCCCAGUAGCUGCUCCUGCCCGCUGCGUGGCGUCUCCUGCAGCCAGCAGGACUCUGACGAACGCACAGGUGGCUACACAGGCACGUCUGUCCGUCUGUCUGUCCGUCCAGAGACUGGUGCUGAUGUCUCACUCAGAAAAGACCUGCUUGGGUUUCCCUUCCCAUUCAUGUUUGCGUGCGAGUGUGUGUGAGUGUGUGGGUUGUGUGUCUCGGAUGUCUCUUGCAUGCGGGCCAGAAGCUUUGGCAAACCCUCAGGCACAGGGAGUACUCCAGCCGCUCGCCGUUCAGCCUUCCUCCAGAACAGAGUGAUGGCAGCUCCUGCGGGAGGACCUGAAGGGGAGGCAACAGACGCCGUCCCCUCGGAAGGAAGUGAGGCCGCCCUCCGCGGGCGAGCGCGCACCUGCAGAAGCCUGGACAGCCACGGCCCAGGCCGCCUGGGAGCCAUGCUAAGGCCCGGACCGGGUCAGCCACAGCGUCCUGCCAAACCCACUCCACACCAGAGCUAAAAGCGUCCAGUAGGCAAUGACACACCUCCCUUUACCUAUAGUUAUUUACUACUUUAAUGUUACUUUUAUUCUUUGAAUUGAUCAACCUGUUCAUAGUAUAAGUCUAAAGUCUCCCUUCCAGCCUCAUCGCCCCAGCCAUUUAAGUCACUUCUGAAGGGCAGUCAAAUCGAUGUGUUUUCCGGUCCCCUUCCCAAAGACGAUGCAAACACACACCAACA
This is a messenger RNA of Myotis daubentonii (Daubenton's bat), 4201 nucleotides long. Its product is annotated as integrin alpha-M-like. The record is from RefSeq and is a predicted model, not a curated record. Gene Ontology annotation, molecular function: integrin binding. Gene Ontology annotation, biological process: cell adhesion mediated by integrin; cell-cell adhesion; integrin-mediated signaling pathway. Gene Ontology annotation, cellular component: external side of plasma membrane; integrin complex. NCBI's taxonomy places the organism in Eukaryota, Metazoa, Chordata, Mammalia, Chiroptera, Vespertilionidae.